AUGGCCAAAAUGUUAAAAGAAUAUAAUGGAUCACUCACCUCUAAUGAAGUCUCAGCUACAGUUGCUCGAGUUAAAACUCUGAAUAUUUUUCGUCAACUAGAUGCACAACAUACUAUUCGCAUUAUUCGAUUUCUCUAUGAAGCCAAACAACUUACUGAAAUACACGGACAUUCCGCUCUGGAUCUUUCAACAGCAAAACUUCUUGAUAUCGAUUUUCGUGAUUCAGCAGUAAAUGGAAAACAAUUGAAGGAACUAUCAUUGACUGGAAUCUUUCUGUCAAAUGCCACAUUUAUAGAUGGUCCAGAUUUACUCGAACGAUCUAGCUGGAAUGCACGUCCCUAUAGAAGUCGUGAAAAAUUACCAACAUUACCAGUUACACAUAUUGUUGUACAUCAAUUAGGAGGUCUCAGUCCAAUUAUGAAUCGCCAGGAUUGUAUUAAUAAAAUAAAAGAAGUGCAAAAUUAUCAAAUCGAUGAACAAAAGUGGGAUGAUAUUGCUUAUAAUUUUCUACUGUGUGAUGAUAGUAGUGACCAACAACAAAUUUAUACAGGCAGAGGAUGGAAUUAUACUGGUGCACAUUGUAGAGGUUAUGAUCCAAGAUCAUUGGAAUUGCCAAAGAAAAAAAUAUCAAAUCCUUCGGAUAUGGCAUUUAGUUCUGAUCCAACAUUAGUAUUACCGGAUUAUUCAAAGUUAUCUGACAGCAAGUUUACACAAAUGUUAUUAAUAUCAAUGUCCAAUACUAUUAAUCAAGAUGCACUUAUUGAAUUAUUAAACCAGAGAGAAAUAUUAUUAUUUAUUCUUGAACUUACACAAUUGGUCAAUAAAUUUAAUUAUUCUCAAUUCCAACAUGAACAAUGGCCUUAUUACAAUAAUCUUGGCAUGACCGAAGGUAUUUGGACCGACCGAGUAUCGAAAAAAAUGGCCAAAGCCAAUUCAGUGUGUUACACAUAUGGUCGAUCCAAAAACUUAAUCAAACAACGUCUUGCAAAAUAUAAACUACAAUGUGAUAAAAACCAAGAGGCUAUUAAUCAAUGUAUGAAACAAGCACCACUCAUUAUUGAUAUGCAAACUAUUAUAACCAUGAUAAAUAAUUUAAUCAAUAAAGAUCAUUAUGAAUUACGACUUGAACUUGACAGAAGAAAAACAAUGCUCUGA
Rotaria sordida is the source of this 1155-nucleotide messenger RNA. The record is from the annotation of a GenBank genome assembly. Lineage: Eukaryota; Metazoa; Rotifera; Eurotatoria; Philodinida; Philodinidae.